Messenger RNA from Piliocolobus tephrosceles (Ugandan red Colobus), 1409 nucleotides. RefSeq names its product aspartoacylase (gene ASPA). The transcript is spliced from 6 exons. NCBI's taxonomy places the organism in Eukaryota, Metazoa, Chordata, Mammalia, Primates, Cercopithecidae. The record is from RefSeq and is a predicted model, not a curated record. Gene Ontology annotation, molecular function: hydrolase activity, acting on carbon-nitrogen (but not peptide) bonds, in linear amides; hydrolase activity, acting on ester bonds. Gene Ontology annotation, cellular component: cytosol. The coding region runs from base 166 to 1107 and encodes 313 amino acids.
UUGUAACAGAAAAUUAAAAUAUACUCCACUCAAGGGAAUUCUGUACAUUGCCCUUUGGGUAAAGUCUCAUUUUGAUUUAAAUUUCUAGACCUUUCUUAAGAAAAUCACAUUUCCUUUGAUCUCUCUUCUGAAUUGCAGAAAUCAGAUAAAAAACUACUUGGUGAAAUGACUUCUUGUCACAUUGCUGAAGCUCCUAUAAAAAAGGUUGCUAUCUUUGGAGGAACCCAUGGGAAUGAGCUAACUGGAGUAUUUCUGGUGAAGCAUUGGCUAGAGAAUGGCGCUGAGAUUCAGAGAACAGGGCUGGAGGUAAAACCAUUUAUUACUAACCCCAGCGCAGUGAAGAAGUGUACCAGAUAUAUUGACUGUGACCUGAAUCGCAUUUUUGACAUUGAAAAUCUUGGCAAAAAAAUGUCAGAAGAUUUGCCAUAUGAAGUGAGAAGGGCUCAAGAAAUAUAUCAUUUAUUUGGUCCCAAAGAUGGUGAAGAUUCCUAUGACAUUAUUUUUGACCUUCACAAUACCACUUCUAACAUGGGGUGCACUCUUAUUCUUGAAGAUUCCAGGAAUAACUUUUUAAUUCAGAUGUUUCAUUAUAUUAAGACUUCUUUGGCUCCACUCCCCUGCUAUGUUUACCUUAUUGAGCAUCCUUCCCUCAAAUAUGCGACCACCCGUUCUAUAGCCAAGUAUCCUGUGGGUAUAGAAGUUGGUCCUCAGCCUCAAGGGGUUCUGAGAGCUGAUAUCUUGGAUCAAAUGAGAAAAAUGAUUAAACAUGCUCUCGAUUUUAUACAUCAUUUCAAUGAAGGAAAAGAAUUUCCUCCCUGUGCCAUUGAGGUCUACAAAAUUAUAGAGAAAGUUGAUUAUCCCAGGGAUGCAAAUGGAGAAAUUGCUGCUGUCAUCCAUCCCAAUCUGCAGGAUCAAGACUGGAAACCACUGCAUCCUGGGGAUCCCAUGUUUUUAACUCUUGAUGGGAAGACGAUGCCAUUGGGCGGAGACUGUACCGUGUACCCCGUGUUUGUGAACGAGGCCGCGUAUUACGAAAAGAAAGAAGCUUUUGCAAAGACAACUAAACUAACGCUCAAUGCAAAAGGUAUUCGCUGCUCUGUACGUUAGAAAUCACUUCUAGCUCACAUCUUACACAGUGUCUUACAAAUUCUGCUAGUUUGUAAGCUCCUCAAGAGCAGGUUGUGCCUUAUUCCACUGCAUUCAUAGCUCCUAGCACAGUGCCUUAUUCGGUAGGCAUCCAAGCAAAUUUCUUAAAUUAACUAAUAUAUCUUAAAGGUACCAUAUUUUAUGUAUGUAGCUUAUUCACAGAAGUGUUUCCUAUUUCUGUAUAGUUUAUUAUACAUUAUACUUGGGUAGCUCAACAUUCUUAAUCAACAGCCUUUGUAUUCAGAAUAUAAAAUUGAAAUAAA